Messenger RNA from Eremothecium gossypii ATCC 10895, 1464 nucleotides. Its product is annotated as homoserine O-acetyltransferase family protein. Lineage: Eukaryota; Fungi; Ascomycota; Saccharomycetes; Saccharomycetales; Saccharomycetaceae. Gene Ontology annotation, biological process: L-homoserine metabolic process. The record is from RefSeq and is marked provisional. Bases 1 to 1464 code for a protein of 487 amino acids. The transcript has a single exon. Gene Ontology annotation, molecular function: homoserine O-acetyltransferase activity; L-serine O-acetyltransferase activity.
AUGACUUCAUUCUUAUACAGCGGAAAGAGGUUUAUUGCUAAGGCAGCCGGAAGGUCUACGAACCCGCAGAUGUCCUUCCCCUGCCUCGAUAAAUUGGAUGCGCUAACAGCUAAGCUUAAAGAAAACCGAAUUGGAUCUAUUAAUGGAGGGUCGACAGUGGGCGAUUUUUAUGGGACUUUGGCCGACAACGAGCCUGUCUACGGAAACGUAAAGUCAGGAUAUCAGCUCUAUAGCUGCGAAGAGCCUUUACUGCUGGACUACGGUGGUGUGCUAUUAGGCUUCCGGAUAGCAUAUGAGACAUGGGGCACGCUAAAUGCAGAAAGAUCGAAUGCAGUCCUAUUGCAUACAGGACUAAGCGCAUCAUCACAUGCCCGGUCUUCCGAACUAAAUGGAAUCCCCGGAUGGUGGGAGAAAUUUAUCGGACCGGGCAGCAAGAUAUUGGAUACCAAUAGGUUCUUCGUGGUUUGCACAAACGUUCUAGGCGGAUGCUAUGGGUCUACAGGGCCUUCAUCUGCAGAUCCAGCAGAUGGCGAACCAUAUGCAACUCGGUUUCCAAUUUUAUCCAUCCAAGAUAUCGUACGCGCGCAGCAUAAGCUUGUUCGCGAGUGCUUUGGAAUCGAAAAGCUGUACGCUUCCGUUGGUAGCUCAAUGGGCGGAAUGCAAUCUUUAGCUUAUGGUCAACUGUUCCCCUCCGAUGUGGAGAAGAUUGUUUCCAUAUCAGCAUGUGCACAGUCCGAUCCAUCUAGUAUUGCAUUAAGACAUGCGCAGAGGCAAGUGUUAAUGGCCGACGUGAACUGGAACAGAGGACUAUACUAUCCUUCCGAAAAGUACCCUGACCGUAUACCACCUCAUGUAGGAAUGAAGCUUGCGCGUGAAAUCGCGACAGUGACGUAUCGGUCAGGGCCAGAAUGGGAAUCCCGUUUUGGUACGGAAAGGCUAGACCCCGAUGGCACCCCAACGCUUUGUCCUGAUUUUCUGGUCGAAAGCUACCUCAACCACCAAGGGGAGAAAUUCUCAUUAGAAUAUGAUGCGAAUUCAUUUCUCUACCUGUCCAAGACAAUGGAUCUUUUCGAUUUGUCCGCUUCGCACCUUCGGAGAAGCCAACAGAAGCGAAUGGAGGCAGCAGUCCGUUUAAAACGGGGAACUCUUUCGAACACGUCCUCCGUGUAUGCGGAACCACCAACGAAGAAGAAAUCCAGGACCAUUUCGAUCGAAGAGAAUCACCGAGAUCUCGUGGAGGGCAUGGCGCCUUUGCGGGACAAAGACAUUUUAAUAAUUGGUGUGCAGUCAGAUGCGCUGUUCCCCGCUGCACAGCAACGCAAAAUAGUCGAGCUACUGGGGAACUCUCGGGGGGUGCAUUAUAUCGAGCUCACACAGGAGCAGUCCAUAUUCGGACAUGACACAUUUUUGUUAGACACAGAGCAUAUCGGUUUACCGAUAGGUAAGUUUUUAUCAGGAACGUAG